Nezara viridula (southern green stink bug) is the source of this 2632-nucleotide messenger RNA. The record is from the annotation of a GenBank genome assembly. Lineage: Eukaryota; Metazoa; Arthropoda; Insecta; Hemiptera; Pentatomidae.
CUAGUACCGUCACUAAACACUGAAGGUAAGUUUUUAUUGUGCUUACUUCUUUGGUACGUUCGAUGAUAUUAGAGUAGGUUAUAAAAGCGGGAGGAUGUUAUAAAUACAAUUGUUCAUUAUUUGUGUGUAGUGUGAUAUAUUUGUUCAUAUUGUGAGUUAACGUUCAUCAAUAACAACAGAACUUUUUUUUUUAUUUAUAUUAUUUUUUAAGUGAAUAAGUAUUACAAUAUGAAUCUCAAGUCCGAAAUGCCUGGCAUUUUUUCAAUGCUUAUGGAUUUAGUUAAAUCCAAUGAAGAGGAAGAAGUCCGCGGAAUAGAAGAACAGAUAGAUGAAAUAGAAAUAUCAGACGAAACAGAGGAAGAUGAAAAUGACUUAGACAUAAUUCUAGAAGAAAACAUUCUUGAAGAAAAAAUCAAAGAUUUGACCAUGAACAAAAAUGAACGUGAUGAUAUCACAGAUCUUAUUGGUUUACCAAAACAAAAAGAGACUGAUUAUGAUGCUCAAUUGAAAAUGGUUGAAACUGCUUUGCAACAGAAUAGGCAGCUAAAUAAAAAGUUACAGGCAUUAGAAUGUGAGUUGCUUCUCCUCAAACGUGACCUUGACAGAAAUGUAGAUACUUCAUUUGUUAAAAAUACUGUUGAAAAAUCGUUAAAUUUAGAAUUUUAUAGCAGUUUCACUGCUCCUUAUUUCAAAUACCAAGGUUUCCCAUGCCCCGUCAAUCCAGAUCAAAGUGCCAAAGAAAGAAUCAAACCAAUGUUAUAUGAAGCUAGUGAUUUAACAAUCAGCUGGGAAGAAGAUGAACUUCAUAUUUUAGAGCAAUCUAUAAGGGACACUCUUGUUCAGGAAUAUUUUUAUAGUUUAGAAGAACAUAGUAACGUGAAGUAUGAACAAGAUUCUGAUCAUAAAAUAAAAGUUAUUAAUGAAGUUUCAUUUAUUAGGACUGCAGAUUUGAUGGAGAUUUUUAAAAAAUAUGAUGAAAAUGCUUUAGAUUGGGACAGAAUAUCACGCAAUUUAUAUAAUUCGCAUUCUGGACGUGACUGCAAAUUGAUGUGGGAUUUAUAUUUAAAACCAUCAAUAAGAAAGGAUAAAUGGACAAGAAAGGAAGAAGCAGCGUUACUCAAAGCUGCCAAAGCAUUUGGUUAUCAAAAUUGGGAUACAAUUGCUCUUGAGCUUAGUUCUAGUAGAACUGGUUAUCAAUGUUUUAGUCAUUACCAACAGCAUUUGUGUAAAAUUUCUAAGAAGUGGCCCCAAGAAGACUUGAAACACUUUCGAAUGGUACUGCGGUUGGUCAAGCAAGGUGAAUCUAUAAAUUGGUCUCGAAUAAAAUAUUUUAUAGAUGAUUAUGACUUUAUUACCUUGUAUAAUAAGUGGUACAAAACAAGAUGUUUAUCAGAUGAAGAAAUGAGGAAAGGUAAAUUUAAUCCAAAAGAAGAUCAAUUUAUUUUAAAUGCUGUCAAAAAGGGUAUACCACUGCAACGUAUUCAUCAUUUUCUUCAAUCCAGAAACAGUUGUCAAAUAAGGGAGAGAUACAUAAACUAUCUUCAUGUAAAAGAUAGGAAGUAUGGUAUUUGGACCCUGGAAGAGGACGCUCUUCUGGUGGAGCUUAUUAAAGAAUAUGGUGAAGGGCAAUGGGCAACGAUUGCCAAACAUUUUGAGUCAAGAUCUCGCACUCAAAUUCGACAACACUAUGAAAAUCUUAAAAAAAUCAUAUUGAAAAAUCCAAAUUUAGAUCUUAGAAAGAUAAAACGUCGCAAAAAUAUAUAUUCAAAGAAAAAUCGUCUUAAAAGGUUGAGUAAGGAUAUAAAGACCAGUGAUAAAAAUUUGAAAAUCAUCUCUUCUGAAAAUGAUUUUGCCAAAGAUAAAGAAGAUAUGGAAUUAAUUAGACAUUUUGUAUGUAGAAAAUCAGUUUUUAAAGGCAGGCAAUCCAUAGGAAACACAUUCAAAAUCAAUAGUGAAGCCAUCUUAAAAGUUUGUGAAGACUUUAAUAUUAAAUUAUCUGAUAAAGUGAAUGGUGUAGGGGUUAAUGAAUAUAGAAAACACCUACAUGAAUUUAUGUUUGGUUCAAUACAAUUUGCUAAAAAAAUUAAAGACUUGCCUACCCUCAGAGAGGAAAAUGGUUCCGAUGAUACGCUUCAGUUAUACCCACCUAACAUUGUUACAGUUAGUUCACUUAGGAAUAUUUUAUCAAGAUUAGAAGUAGAAAGACCAAGUUCUUGUAAGAAAAAUAUUACAGAAAGUAAUAUUCAUAGGUAUAAGUGUGAUGGUUAUAAAAAAGCAGUUGAAAAUUGGUGUAAAAGAAUGUUCAUGCUUUUUUCAGCUUCUUAUAUUUUAGAAGGGUUAGAUAGUGAGCAGCUCAAAGAAAAAGAAAAAAAUAUUAAUAACAAUUAAUUUGAUAUUUGAUUCAAGUUAGCCUUUGAAACAUGUUCCAAAUUCAUAUUUUGUUUAAAGUUUAAAUGCUCACAUUAUUAAAAUAAAUCUAACCUUCGAAGAAAAACUUUUUUGACAGAUUUUAUCCAUGACAUUUUUAUAAAUUUUCCAAAUUAAUUUUUAAAUUUAUCAUUUAUGAAAAUUUAAAAUAUGUAAUUUUCUCAAGUUUUUUUAUUAGUAGUGCACAAUUAUUUUAUGAUUUUAU